AUCUCGUGGUUCAACGAAGCAGACAUAGCAGAAGAUGGGAGCCAACUAUGAGCACGCGAGAAAGCUCAUCUACGACGCCCACAACGAAGAUCCGAACAAAGUCACGCGCUCCGAUGGCACGGAGGUCCCGUACGAAACUCAUUACUCAGAGCAGAUGGAGAGAUAUCUCCAGGCUCGUGCACCCGAAGCCUCAGAGGUCUUGAAGCUUGCGAUAUGCGGCCAGCACUUCCGCCGAUGGGAGGUCCCUCGAUCUCAAUUCCCCAUGACGAAGAUAGGAUACCACUCAUGGAGGACACAUCUCAAGAAACGUCAAGCCAAGCUUGUGGGAGAGAUCCUUGAGCAGUCCAGCUACCCCAAGGCCGAUGUGAAAAGAUGCAUCGCUUUGGUUGAAAAGGAGGGAUUGAAACAAGGCGAACCUGAAGUACAAGUGCUGGAAGAUGUUGCGUGCCUCGUAUUCUUGGAUGAUCAAUUCGAUGAGUUCAAGGAGAAGCAUGAUGAGGACAAGAUCGUUACAAUUUUGAAGAAGACGUGGGUCAAGAUGUCGGAAGAAGGACAUCACCUGGCGCUGCAAAUACCCAUGACUGAAGAGUGCAAGGCUCUGGUGGGUAAGGCUCUCGAGUCUACUUGAUGCGACUCUGAUCCCAUCCGCCAUGACUCGCGCGGCUCGAUGUCCGGCAUGACAUGCCGCGUUUUCAUGCAAUCAAGCGAAAGUCAAAAAUCAGAUCGCCGCACUCCCCGCCGGGUGCGGCUGACACUUCCCACGCACUCGCACGCCUGACCGCUACUACAUAGCCUCGCGACGUCAACAUAUUCACCAGCAUGACUUCGACGAACGUCCUCGUCUGACGGCAACGGGCACUAUCGCAAGAGAUCGUGCGAUCCAGCAACAACCAGGUUGGCCACUACGGCUUCGGCAUGCAGGUAGACGAGACGCCAAAAUCAAGCGGCCCGGACUAGAUCAAAGUAUAAACCUGCUCGAGCAUCUGCAGCUGCAAAAUGGGUCACCACAGUGGCCACUCAGAGCUCAGAUGUGGUUGAAGGUUCCUUGCACAGUGGUCUGUAACCAAACUCUCGAAUUUUCUGUUACCCGCGCUGUGCGCGAAGAGCGCGCUCAGCGCGAUAGCCGCCAUUAUGGACAUUCAGUUGUCCUGAACGAAGACGAACAACUGCUAUGUGGCCUCUCUCAACUGGACUACCGAGCCCGGCAUGCACGUAGACGAAAGGUUAUCCCACUUCAGCCAAGCAGGAUCAGCG
Messenger RNA from Cercospora beticola, 1254 nucleotides. Its product is annotated as DUF4202 domain-containing protein. The record is from RefSeq and is a predicted model, not a curated record. NCBI's taxonomy places the organism in Eukaryota, Fungi, Ascomycota, Dothideomycetes, Mycosphaerellales, Mycosphaerellaceae.